AGCCAGAUGUCAAAAGUCUUCCAGUUUCCUCAUUUCGGUGAAACGUUCGUUCGGCUCACAAUUUCUUCGUCGUCUUAUCACUGGUGUUUUCAGCAAUUUUCACAGGUGCUGCCAUUUUGUCCAGUUCAUCUUGAGUAAACAUGGCAGAAAAUGAUUCCAAGCCUCCACCAUAUGCACCUCCACCAUACCCUGGUCUGGCAGAUCCAUCAGCCCAACCCCAGUACCCUCCUCCAGGGCAGGGUUAUGACUGGAGUCAACCACCAACUUCUUUCCUAGGUCAACAUCAACAACCCUAUGCAGGUGCUCCCCCAGUGACCCAUCCUCCAGCCCUGGGAGGUGCAGCAUCAGACAAGCCAGCAGGCUACCCAGUUCAGCCUGGUUAUCCUGGGCAACCUCCUCAGCAACCUGGUUAUCCUGCACAGCCUGGUUACCCAGGGUACCCAGGCUAUCAGCAAGGUUAUCAAGGCUAUCAGGGUUAUCAACCUGGCCCGAUGACAACACAGACCAGCUCAGUCACAGUAGUGGGAGGCAUGGGACCUAGUGUUAUCGUGGCUCCUCAGAUAGCUCCUCCUGAUUAUUGUGGCCUGGCCUGGUUUGCUUGCCUUUUCUGCUUUGCACCAACAGGAAUUUGUGCUAUUCUAAAGUCCACUGAGACUCGUCAAGCUAUUAACCGGGGAGACUUGAUGACUGCCAACCAGCUGAGCUUGGAGACCAGGAAGUUGGCAAACAUGACGAUCGGCAUUGGAAUCACCAUAUUUGUUGUUAGCGCUAUUAUCCGCUUUGCACUUAUGGCAGUUUACUAACAAUGUGUUUAAUAUUUUCCAUGUUUACAUGGAUCAAAACUUUUUAUUUUACUCCACGACUAUCGAUCAAACUUACAUGCAAUUAACUUGCUUUGUAUGUUUGAUGGAUGUUUGUUAGCUUAAGGAGACAUUUUUGAAGUAAGUUUUCACACAUGCUAAAUGGAAACCUCCAAAAGUCUACUUUUAUGUGCCUAGCUUGUACCUAUUUCACUAUCCUAAUGAUUUAACGGGGUAAUUUUGUAGGUUUACAUUGUAUUAUCUAGAGCUGGCAGAGCUGUUAUACAUGUAGUUUACCAAGCAGUUACGCAACUGUACAAUGAAGAUACACUUGAUAGGUUUGAAUAGAAUAUACAUGUAAGUUAGAUUUAAUCCUUCUAAUUCUCCUGACUGUUGCCAUGAUAUUUUGCUUGUCUCCUGGUGAGAAUUAACAUGUAAGCUGGAAAAGACGUUUUCUUUUUGUUAUCAUUUAGACUUGACUGAUGGAAGCUUGUGGUACACUACAGCUGAAAUGUUUCUUUUUGGGGGGGGGGGUGGGUACUUUUCUCUGACUGACUGCAGGUGGAUCUUUGUUUACACAUUUUUUUCGUUGGCAUUAUGAGAUUUCUUUUUCUAAAUUUGUAAAGACUUAAAAGUCAAGUAGGUUUGCAAAAGCUGCAUUUGAGAUAUAACUUGAAAAUUAUCACCAUUUUAGAGUACAUUUAUAUCAGUUUGUCUUUUCGUUUUUUUGGUUGUGCUUAUUACACCAAAUGUAAACAAUGACGUCAUAAAACAUCCACCAAAACUGUUCUUAGUUAUUAUGAAUAACUAUUUGCAUAGAUUACAGCUAUAUAUAUCAGUAUGUGUAACUACAGUUAGAAAGCAAGUUACAGAACAUACCUCGGCCAACUGGAUGUACCAAGUUGAGCAUAGCAGCCAGGGGUAGUCUCUCCUGGCUGUAUGAUUCUGGCUCAACAGAAUACAAGAAAAUAAACGUCUGCAAAGCAAUCACUUUUUUUUCCUUUUUGGCCUUGUAGCUCAGUGGUAGAGCAGCGGAAGGUCCAUUCCGAGGUCGUGGGUUCAAAUCCCUCCUUGGCCAAAAUUCAGUUUCCUUACUACACUCUAUGUAGGAUCAAAAGGAUUCAUAAAUUGUUUGGAGCGUAUUCUCCAGUUCCAAUUCUUCUAGAGAAAAGGGAGAUUGUUUUGCAGUUGAUACAGAGUAGUCACCAGGGGAAGAUGUUAGCCAUAAUGAAAAUGUGUGUUCAUGUCUGCCCCUGACCUUUUGGCAAUUUAUACAAUUGACUUUUCAUUCCUCUGUAGAAGGGCUCUUUCAUUGUUAAAAUAGUAGGGGAAAAAAACCUCUUCAUAUGACUGUUAGUUUUAAAACGUUUUUACAUUACGUGAGUGUAGGCACAGGCUGACGUGUAUCAAGAUACAUGGCAUACUUGUGGUACUGGAUUUCAGUUGUUUUUUUUUUUUUUUUAACCUAGUCACUUAAUGAACUUACAGAACUGAGUAAUGGUCAGUCCAUCCCAGUACAGAACUCACUAUAAACUAGCUAGCAAGAUUGAGCGGUUCUUGUAUGUUGAAUAAGUAUUUGUAAUAAAUUAACGUAUAGCAUCA
Orbicella faveolata is the source of this 2402-nucleotide messenger RNA. RefSeq lists its product as uncharacterized. Lineage: Eukaryota; Metazoa; Cnidaria; Anthozoa; Scleractinia; Merulinidae. The record is from RefSeq and is a predicted model, not a curated record. Gene Ontology annotation, cellular component: membrane.